This is a messenger RNA of Abrus precatorius (Indian licorice), 2516 nucleotides long. Its product is annotated as phosphatidylinositol/phosphatidylcholine transfer protein SFH8-like. The record is from RefSeq and is a predicted model, not a curated record. The transcript has 14 exons. NCBI's taxonomy places the organism in Eukaryota, Viridiplantae, Streptophyta, Magnoliopsida, Fabales, Fabaceae. The coding region runs from base 311 to 2188 and encodes 625 amino acids.
CAGCCGUUUCCAACUGUCCUACCACCGCCACGUGUCGGUUUCUCUGAAGAGAAAAGCAACAUUCCGUGAAUUAUGAAGAUAGGGUGAGAUCCGCGGUGGAAACCGGAAAAGUAAAAUACUAACAGCAGAAGCAGAGACAGAGCAGUGUCGGAGUGAAACAUCCAUUCUUCUCGUGAUUCCCCAACAUUCUCUUAUUUUUUCAGCUCCACGCGCCCCUCCCACUCUCCCACGCGCUCCCUUCUUCCUCCAUUCUUAGGGUUUUCUUAUCUCUGAAUGUGGCUUCGCUCCCACAUUCACCCUCCUUAGCACAAUGUCAGGCCCACUCGACCGUUUCGCUAGACCUUGUUUUGAGGGGUUUUCAGGGAGUGAUGAGAAGAAGGAAAGGAGAUCUGAUUUUGAGAACUCCGAGGAUGAAAGGAGAACCAGAAUUGGAUCUCUCAAGAAGAAAGCGCUGAAUGCGUCUUCCAAGUUCAAGCAUUCGCUGAAAAAGAAGAGUAGUAGGAGAAAAAGCGAUGGUCGUGUUAGUUCUGUUUCCAUUGAGGAUGUUCGUGACGUUGAGGAGUUGCAGGCCGUUGAUGCCUUUCGCCAAUCCUUGAUUAUGGAUGAACUGCUUCCUGAAAAACACGACGAUUACCAUAUGAUGUUGAGGUUCCUGAAAGCGAGGAAGUUUGAUAUUGAAAAGGCAAAGCAUAUGUGGGCUGAUAUGCUACAAUGGAGGAAGGAGUUUGGCGCUGACACUAUUAUGGAGGAUUUUGAGUUCAAAGAAGUAAAUGAAGUUGUGAGGUAUUAUCCACAUGGUCAUCACGGUGUUGAUAAGGAGGGGAGACCUGUUUACAUUGAAAGACUUGGGAAGGUGGACCCAAACAAACUUAUGCAAGCUACGACCAUGGAUAGGUAUGUAAAGUACCAUGUACAGGAGUUUGAGAAAGCUUUUGCGAUAAAGUUUCCUGCUUGCACAAUUGCUGCUAAAAGGCACAUAGAUUCAAGCACCACAAUCUUAGAUGUUCAAGGCGUGGGCCUUAAGAACUUUACAAAGUCUGCCCGGGAUCUAAUUAUGCGAUUGCAAAAGAUUGACGGUGACAAUUACCCUGAGACUCUUUGCCAAAUGUUUAUUAUAAAUGCUGGCCCUGGGUUUAGGUUGCUCUGGAACACUGUCAAGUCUUUUCUUGAUCCCAAAACAACUUCAAAGAUUCAUGUUCUUGGAAACAAGUAUCAAAGCAAAUUGCUUGAAAUAAUUGAUGCCAGUGAGUUACCGGAAUUUCUGGGAGGUACCUGUACCUGCGCAGAUCAGGGUGGUUGCCUCAGAUCUGAUAAAGGGCCCUGGAAAAACCCUGAAAUAUUGAAGAUGAUUCUCAGUGGUGAAGCGCGACGGGCAAGGCAGGUAGUAAAAGUUUUAAAUAGUGAAGGAAAGGUUAUUGCAUAUGCCAAACCACGAUACCCAAUGGUAAAAGGAAGUGACACAUCCACAGCUGAAUCAGGGUCUGAAGCUGAAGAUAUAGCUUCUCCCAAAGCAAUGAAGAGUUACGCUCACAUGAGGUUGACGCCUGUUCGUGAGGAAGCUAAGGUAGUUGGAAAGUCAAGCUAUGCUGGUAGUUGUAACUUGGCUGGGUAUGAUGAAUACGUUCCAAUGGUGGACAAAGCUGUUGAUGCUGGCUGGAAGAAUCAAACAUCAUUCCAGAGGUCUCAAACUUCAAAAGGAACACCUUCCCUCCUUGACACUCCUAAAACUCCUGAAGGGAUUCGAGCUCGGGUCUGGGUAGCUCUGACUGUCUUCUUUUUGACCCUGUUCACUUUCUUCCGUUCAGUCGCAUGCCGUGUGACCAAGAAACUUCUUGCAGUAUCAUGUAACGGUUAUCAGAGCACUUCAGAACCAACCUUUGAUACAGCAAACAAUGAGAAACUUCCUUCCCCGACUCCAGCAUAUACAGAGGCAAAUCUCCUUUCCUCCAUGAUGAAGAGGUUAGGUGAGCUUGAAGAGAAGGUCAACACACUCCAAUCUAAGCCAUCUGAAAUGCCAUAUGAGAAAGAAGAAUUGCUAAAUGCUGCUGUUUGUCGGGUGGAUGCCUUGGAAGCAGAGCUAAUUGCAACUAAAAAGGCUCUUUAUGAGGCGUUAAUGAGGCAAGAAGAGCUGCUUGCUUACAUUGAUAGCCAAGAAGAAGCUAAGUUACGGAAGAAAUUUUGCUGGUGAGUUUUGUUGCUGAUAGACUCUCGAGGAGUUUUUUUGUUUUUUUCAAAAUUAUGGCAUUUCUAGGAAAGUUGAUCUUGCACAUGAUGUAAAAUCUGAACAGUGAUUUCUAGUUUACCGAGUAAACUAAAGAAUUGUUUCAAACUUGUGUAUAGCUAGAAUGGCUUCUUUGCUGGCUUAAAAAACACCUUUGUUUGUGGUGUAUAGCUAGAAUGCCUUCUUGUUUUUGCUCUCGCCGCUUUUAUUUGUAUUUGGUGUGAUUGUCUUUGUUGGCUGGAUAAGUCUUUGUACUUCUGAUCUCUCACAACUUGCAUUGAAAAUAUUAUUCUAU